Molecule: messenger RNA, 2533 nt
Organism: Esox lucius (northern pike)
Lineage: Eukaryota; Metazoa; Chordata; Actinopteri; Esociformes; Esocidae
Gene: fam113
Product: family with sequence similarity 113
Exons: 13
Coding region: 668-2074 (468 amino acids)
Source: RefSeq, a predicted model, not a curated record
AAGUUAGUACCAUCUGCAUGACAAAUCUCGUCACUGCGACCGAUGAUCGCUCUUGAUGACCUUUCAAGAUAAAUAGGAAGCACGAUAAUAAGGUCAUACAUAAAUCCUACGGGUUGAAUGGUUCGCGGAUGGAAGUCGUGACGUUAGCAACCUUUCGAUGCCGUUUCGACUGAAUAUAUGUUUUUAAUCAUAUAGAACGUUAGACUCUAAAUUGAAAAUACUUUAUGUUGAUGGGUUUCUCUCAAUCCGGGUGGAAUUUCAUCUCAUUCCGUUCUGCUCGUUAACUACCUAGCCAACUUGCUUCUGGCCAGCAAUGCAGGUGUAAAUUAAUUUGAAAGUAAUUAGCGUUUACAUUAGCACGUGAAUGGCUAAUUAUAUUUUCAAUAACAUCAAAUACGAGGAUAUUUUUGGCAGAGGAAUCACGUCCAAAAAUUUCAUAUUUAUCUAAAACUCUGGCCAAUCAAUUUGUCAAUUAUACUACUUUUUUGGCUUGCAAAAAACUGUUCGCCACCGUUGGUUAUUAAUGUAGCGAGCUAAUCACUUGAUUAUUUGAACAACAGAUUAUUUUGGCCUUUCGCAUCCUGGUCAAAACUAGCUUGAUAGCAGCCACCUGCGUUAGCUACAUUUAUUUUAUCACAAAGUCAGGAUAAUAAAAGUUCAACCAACCAUGAGGGAGACCAUCAAUGCUGUGAAUCAUCAGCAGGCUAGCAAACUCCUACACAACAAGUUUGUGGUCGUCUUGGGGGACUCCAUUCAGCGCUCAGUGUAUAAGGACAUUGUACUUCUGCUGCAAAAGGACAAAUAUCUCAGCUUGGUUCAGCUCAAGAGUAAGGGAGAGAUGAGCUUCGAGCAGGACGUCCUUGUAGAGGGAGGGCGAAUGGGUCAGAUGACCAACGGGACAGAGUAUCACGAGGUGCGUCAGUUCCAAUCGGACCAUCACCUGGUAAGGUUCUACUUCCUGACCAGGAUCUUCUCACGCUACAUGCAGAGCAUCCUGGACGACUUUGAGCGCGGACUGAAACCAGAUGUUGUCAUUAUUAACUCCUGUGUCUGGGAUGUUUCUAGAUAUAACUCUAAGUGGCAUGUUGAGUACAAGGAGAACCUACACAAGUUCUUUGAGAAGAUAAAGUUGGUCUUGCAUCCUGAAUGUAUAGUCAUGUGGAGCAUGACCAUGCCCCUAGGGAAGAGAAUCGUGGGAGGCUUCCUGGUGCCAGAGGUGGAAGAGAGAGGGCCGACGCUGCGCUACGACGUAAUCGAGGCCAACUUCUACAGCUGCCAGAUUGCCGACGCCUACGGCCUGGACGUCCUGGACCUCCACUUCAAGUUCCGUUUCUCCCUGCAGCACCGCAUGAAGGACGGUGUCCACUGGAACGCUGUGGCCCACCGACACAUCACCUCGUUGCUGCUGCAGCACAUUGCCCAGGCCUGGGGCGUGGCUCUGCACUGCCCUGUCACUACAGUGGAAACCAUCAGCCAUUCAGAACAGCCGCAACUCCAAGCCUGCUCAAACAACAUGGUUGAGAACAUGGCACGACACAGCUGGCGCUUCCCAUCGGUGCCUCGUUACAGAAUACCAGACCUCCGGACGAUAAACACUGAUCGCUUCAGGGGAUGCUGGCGAACAGACUCUUUCAGUCCAUAUCACCGCUACUGGCCUCAGGCAGAACACUUCAGUCAUAGUGCAACAGACUGGCAGCCAGCCAACUCGGGCGUUCAACGCUACAGGCCUAGGGAAGGGUUGUACAAUGGCUACAAGCAGCACUUCUACGAGGACACUCUUCCUGACUCUCCCAAGUUUGGCAUUGGCUACUUGAAUUUCAAGGAUAACCAAGCCAAAUGGCACGACCUGCGCAAUGGACCUCGGGCUGCCCCUGCACACCACAGACUGAUGGACCACAGAUUCAUCGAAAAUGGUGAACAAAUGCAAGCAGUGCUGCAUAAUGAAGCCUACCGCCCCAGACCCUAUGUAGACCCUCCUGCCUGUCCGGAGAGCCGGUAUGUGAUGAGGAAGAAACCAUCCAAGAAGCACUACGCCCCCUACACCCGUCAGAGACCCCACGACUACUGCAGAUAAUUACUGGGAAGCCGCUGUGUUUCGUUACAUGGGCUGUACAGACCGUUCCUGACCAGAACCUAGAGUUUCUCCUGGUUACCACAAGAUGGUGGUGAAGGAAAAUAACUUGUGCUGUGUAAAGGACAAACCCAGGACCCUGUGUAUAGGGUAGAACCGCAAUUCACUGUACGGCACUCAUCUAAACUCCACUGUGUAAAGUGUCUUCCAAAAACUCUUAAAUGAUGGUUUCCCAAACCUGGGUAGUGACUAUUUCUAGAGGUCUCUGUCUUUUGCUCUUCAAUUCUUACACAGUGAUUAAUUUUAAGUCAUGUUCCAUGUUAUUUGAAAUUGUUGAUUCUGAUUGUUUUGUCUGUCACUGUGAGAUUGGGUUGGUUAUAGAAGUUAGAAACCCUGGAGAAGUGCAGUGGCAUGCUGAAGCUUUUUACAUGAAUACAAUAAAAAUUAUGCUGAUUUAACGUU